Molecule: messenger RNA, 1524 nt
Organism: Aureobasidium namibiae CBS 147.97
Lineage: Eukaryota; Fungi; Ascomycota; Dothideomycetes; Dothideales; Saccotheciaceae
Exons: 1
Coding region: 1-1524 (507 amino acids)
Source: RefSeq, a predicted model, not a curated record
AUGGGGAAGCGAGCAAAACUUCCAAGGUCGAAAUUCAAUGCAAAGUCCAACUCGGCGGCGGCAGCCGCGCGAAGGACAUCUUAUCCAGAUCCGCCACAAGGGACCGUGUUCAAUCCAGAUGUGAAUGCCGAAUUCAAAGACAAACACCUGUCCGUCUAUGGCCAUCGAUUGAUGUCUAAUCGAGAUCUCCGGGCGGUAGGAGUUGCACAGCUACUAAUGGACUGGGCUUCUGAUGAUACUCAACCCGACGGAGUGCGCGAAGGGUUUCCAUUGAAUGCCGUCGUGGGGAUCAAUCUGACUAUCGACGACUUUGAGGCUCUAUCCAGGCGGUACACAGAAGAUUCGGAAGAUGCUUUUACCAUCUUCGCUCAUGAAUGGAAGUGGCGUCCUCCAGUACUGAGAUCAUUCAAACCCAUCGAAGUCGGACAAUGGGAGCUGGAGGUCUACGACAUCCUGUACAACUACUGCCUACGCCCACUGGAAUACAACUCGCUCACAAUGAAUCAAUUCAUAGCAUGGCUCUGUUCCAAUGGCAGCGUGCCAAAGAGCUUCCGCACCAGAGUCGAAAAAGAGUGUCUCAGCCGCGGAGGCAUCAAGUAUUCUGAGUUCUUAGCGAUUGUGGCAAGCUACGUCGACGCACAACCAGAGGAGAUUGCACGCAAGCAAAGGCUCCGAGAAUUCUUCCACGACAACGAACCUCCAAGACUUAAAGCCAUUGGUCUGCAAGAAUUCGACCAAUACAAACGGGAUGUCAUCAAAAUUGCUCAGACAAAUCGAGACAUCCUCUUACUCUGGGAUGAGCAAUUUGUGUUCUGGCUGAGUAGAGGGUUCUAUGGCUUCCCCGAACUUGCUGGUCUGAUCGGUCGUCGGGCUUUCGAAUUAGCCAUCCGGCUCGACGAGACGAGGCCUCCUUCGUGCAAAGCCGUCAACCUUCUAUUCGGGGACAUGUUGAUUGUGAUGGAGGAUUACAUUCACAGAGAACACGACCGCCAAAUGAAGAUUGAGGCAGGACCUUCACCUGAACAGUCAGAAGAUGAGGCCGAGCUCGAAGACAUGUUGAAUGAGAUCUUGCACAAUGAAAGAGAGAUUCAUUACAAGAGAGCUGAGAUCUACAAAAAGCAGGCCGAGGAUAGGGGAGUCGUCGAUGACAACCGGAUUCUCUAUCUGCUCGAUCAGGAGGAAGCCAAGUGUGUCAAGAUGUUGCAAGAGCUUCGAGAGGCGCAAGAGAGAAGGAGGAUGAAGUUUGAACAAGCCAUACCGCGAAGCAUCAUCGCUGAGGUGCUAGGGGCUGAAGAACCUAUCGCACAGAUGGUGGCCACCAAGGACAUCACACAGAGGGCUUCGUCAGGAGAGAUUGCCUCAGCCCAGCAGCACUACACACACAUGCCUUACUUCAGAUUGUCACGUCCCAACUCUCCCGUCGACAACUCAGACGAAGCCGACUACGACUCUGAAUACGAGCGGCAGCAAAGAUGUCGCAUGGCAGAGAUCAGACGACGAAGGUUGACUCGAAGGACGAGAUGA